GACAGUGAGUAACAAAAGCUGCCUCCGGGAAGUCCUGGGGCAGACGGACAAGCCCAAGGACAAGGGAGCAGCUACUGGACCCAACAAGGAAUAAAAUAGACCCUAACUCUGGAAGCUGAAGACAAAAGUGCAAGACUAGCUCUGUGACUCCCAUCUGUGGAGCCUUGGGCGGCUAUCUCCGGGCCUUCACUUACUCUUUGUGAAACGGGGACAAGGGCAAUCCCUACCUUACCAAGUCAAUGGGAGUGAGGACAUGAAGACACGGUGAUUGUGAAACACUUUUGUCAAUCACACCGGCAUUCAGGGUGCCCAUCUCCAGGUCCCCCCACACCUCAAGGCUCCCAAGGCCUGAGUGGGUGGGUGGCACCCAGGUGUAGACUGUCCACGUGCAGUACCCAGGACACAGCCAGCAUGAACUGGGCAUUUCUGCAGGGCCUCCUGAGUGGCGUGAACAAGUACUCCACGGCGCUAAGCCGCAUCUGGCUGUCUGUGGUCUUCAUCUUUCGCGUGCUGGUGUACGUGGUGGCAGCCGAGGAGGUGUGGGACGAUGAGCAGAAGGACUUUGUCUGCAACACCAAGCAGCCUGGCUGCCCCAACGUCUGCUACGACGAGUUCUUCCCGGUGUCCCAUGUGCGCCUCUGGGCCCUGCAGCUCAUCCUGGUCACGUGCCCCUCACUGCUCGUGGUCAUGCACGUGGCCUACCGCGAGGAACGUGAGCGCAGGUACCGUCUGAAACAUGGGCCCAAUGCCCCUUCCCUGUAUGACAACCCGAGCAAGAAGCGGGGCGGGCUGUGGUGGACGUACUUGCUAAGCCUCAUCUUCAAGGCCGCCGUGGACACCGGCUUCCUCUAUAUUUUCCACCGCCUCUACAAGGAUUACGACAUGCCCCGCGUGGUGGCCUGCUCCGUGGAGCCUUGCCCCCACACUGUGGACUGUUACAUCUCCCGGCCCACAGAGAAGAAGGUCUUCACCUACUUCAUGGUGACCACAGCUGCCAUCUGCAUCCUGCUCAACCUCAGUGAGGUCUUCUACUUGGUGGGCAAGAGGUGCAUGGAGAUCUUCGGCCCCAGGCACCGGCGGUCUCAGCGCCGGGAGCGCCUACCUGAUACGUGCCCACCAUAUGUCCUCUCCCAGGGAGGGCACCCUGAGGAUGGGAACUCUGUCCUCAUGAAGGCCGGGUCAGCCCCAGUGGAUGCAGGUGGGUAUCCGUAACCUGCGAGAUCACCAGAUAGGAUCACCAGGUGCCCCCCACCCCAUACAUGAGGCCACCCAGGAAAACAGGAAAGGGCAGUGGCAUCCUUGCCAUAGCAGGGUGGUGAGGAAGGUGGCUGUGGGGGCUCAGGAAGCUCACCCAGGGGUCAAUGCGGGAGGUGGGGGUAGUUUGGUCCCUAGGUCCUAAGCCUCAGGGGAGGGAGGUUGAUGGCUAGUGAAGAUUUUGUAUAUGGCGAUAGUGUAUGUCAAACCUCUUAAUAAAUAUGAUUUUCUCAGUA
This is a messenger RNA of Cebus imitator (Panamanian white-faced capuchin), 1490 nucleotides long. RefSeq names its product gap junction protein beta 4 (gene GJB4). NCBI's taxonomy places the organism in Eukaryota, Metazoa, Chordata, Mammalia, Primates, Cebidae. Gene Ontology annotation, cellular component: connexin complex. The transcript is spliced from 2 exons. Gene Ontology annotation, molecular function: gap junction channel activity. The coding region runs from base 412 to 1212 and encodes 266 amino acids. The record is from RefSeq and is a predicted model, not a curated record. Gene Ontology annotation, biological process: cell communication.